This is a messenger RNA of Zophobas morio, 1234 nucleotides long. RefSeq names its product leucine-rich repeat-containing protein 27-like. The record is from RefSeq and is a predicted model, not a curated record. Gene Ontology annotation, molecular function: protein binding. NCBI's taxonomy places the organism in Eukaryota, Metazoa, Arthropoda, Insecta, Coleoptera, Tenebrionidae. Bases 21 to 1220 code for a protein of 399 amino acids. The transcript has 4 exons.
AACACUUUUUGUUUGCAGAGAUGUUUAGUUUCAAAUUUUAUAUUUCAAAAGGUAACUCAACCAUGAUUGGAGAAAUCAGAAUUGACAGUUCCCAGCAAAAUUUAAAAGAAGUACCCUCAAGAAUCCUCGAAAUGAAACACCUCAAAAUGCUCUACCUCCAACAAAACUUCAUCAAAGCGCUGCCGGAAAACUUCUUCGAAAAGCUGCCAGUUCUGUCUUGGUUGGACUUGAGGGAGAAUCACCUAACGACCAUCCCGACCAGCAUAGCCUAUCACGAAUGUCUCGAAAACCUUUUGGUGUCCGACAACAAAAUCGAAGUGUUACCCAACGAAGUAGGUUUGGCGCCAAAAUUAAAAGUCUUACAAAUUGCGAACAACCCGUUGAAGUACCCCGAAGGCAGAAUUGUGGCCGAGGGCACGAAAGCGACAGUGGAUUAUUUAAGGCACCAGUAUGAGAAAAUGAAACCGGAGCCGGUGGAGUUCAUAGAAGAGAAAACAGACACGGAAGAAGAGGAAGACGCGGACGAAGAGAAAGAGUUGCACAUGGAGAAGGAAAUGGUGGUGGCAGACUAUCUCGAGUACGUUCCACGGCAAGAGUCUGUGGAGUCGGGUCUGGUGGUUAGAGGUCUGUCGCAAGUGAAGAAAGACGACAGUGGAAUAAUCCACAAAAUAACCAACCCCACGUCAAACAAAAUCCUGUUAAAAUCGUACUACGACGACGAGAAAGUAGCCAGAGCGUCCACUCAGACAGACGAUUCGUUUACUUGUAUGCCAAUGUAUAAACAGACCUGGAUGGAGAAACUUAAAGAACUUCUCGACCAACAGGAGAAGAUUUUGCAACAAGAACGGAAUCUACAAGCUUUGACCACUUGGAGGAGCAAGAAAAAAGAUGAACCGCCACAUCCCGCUGAGCGCAAUAUAUACACGAAAGCACCACCGUACGCAACUGACCCUCAAUAUCAAACGAUUCUGUCGAGAGAGGACCUGAACAAGGAAAUUGAUAAAAUGGUUCAACACAACAAGACGCCACCCAAGAAGCCGGAUAUAGAGAAAUUAAUUAGCGAUUUAGUGAGUCAGUUGAAAGAUAUGGAGGCCACGUAUGGCGCUUUGGAGUCACCGAGAAGCGAAAUUGAGUCCGCGGGGGCGCAAAUCACAAAGAUCAUGGAAAUGCAUAAAAAGAUCAUGGAACUACAACAAGCAAAUAACUUACUGUUACAAUAAACUGUUCAAAUUUA